Molecule: messenger RNA, 1576 nt
Organism: Coccomyxa subellipsoidea C-169
Lineage: Eukaryota; Viridiplantae; Chlorophyta; Trebouxiophyceae; Coccomyxaceae
Product: palmitoyl protein thioesterase
Exons: 8
Coding region: 97-1083 (328 amino acids)
Cellular component (GO): intracellular membrane-bounded organelle
Molecular function (GO): thiolester hydrolase activity; palmitoyl hydrolase activity
Source: RefSeq, a predicted model, not a curated record
GAAUCAUCUGUUGCUGCCUCAUUUGCGCCCAUCAUUACCUUCGCAGUAUAUCAAAGACAUGCUUUUCAGUCUUAAUGAAAAUUGUGCAUCGUAAAUAUGACGUUGCGUCCGCUGGGAUCAAUAAUUUUACUAUGUUUGGGCUUCAGCUUGCAUGGUUCUGCGAGGGUCUUGGAUUCUCGGAUGCGAGAUGAUUCCUCGGGUACGCAGCUUCCAGUUCUCUUGUGGCACGGGAUGGGCGACUCAUGCUGCAACGAAUACAGUAUUGGAGCCGUAACAAAGAGAAUACAGGAAGCUGUCCCAGGUAUAUAUGUGCACAGCAUUGCCACAGGAAAGGGCAUACUGGCUGAUACAGAGAGUUCCUACUUCGGCAAUGUCAACGAUCAGGUUGCACAGGUUUGCGAGACGAUUGCUGCGCAUCCAGAGUUUGCUGGUGGUUACAAUGCAGUUGGUUUCAGCCAAGGUGGGCAAUUCAUGAGAGCAGUGGCAGAGCGCUGUCAGCACAUCGGCCCCAAAAUGCACACGCUCAUCACAAUGGGGGGCCAGCACCAGGGGGUCAUGAAUGUGCCGGACUGCUGGAAUCCCAGCUUCAAUGUGACUCCCUCGCUGGUGUGCUCUGCCAUGCAGCGCCUGCUGGGCUUUGGCGCCUACCUGCCCUUCAUCCGGGAUCGCCUGGUUCAGGCGCAGUACUUCAAGGAUCCUUAUGCGCUGAGCCAAUAUGAGAAGCACAACAUCUUUCUGGCGGACAUCAACAAUGACAGGCCUGCCAAGAACCCAGUGUACAAGGAGAAUCUGGCAUCGCUGCAACGAUUUGUCAUGUUCCGGUUUACUGAGGACAUCACCAUUGUGCCUCGCGAGUCAGCCUGGUUUGGCUUCUACAACGGCACCCAGCUGCUGACCAUGCAGCAGACUGCCCUCUAUCAGGAGGACUGGAUAGGGCUGAAGACUUUGGACGAGAAAGGACGGCUAGAAUUCAAGGAGGUUGCUGGAGGACACAUGCACAUCUCGCUGGACUGGUUUCAACAGCAUGUCAUUGUGCCCUACCUGGAUGUGCGAACCGCAACAGGGGUAGCUCAAGCUUCAUAGCAACACUGUGAAGGCACUGACAAUCUGUGCAACGCUGCGUUGGUGUGGCUUCCACCAGGAAUGCAUAGAAACUCUGGAGCUCAUUUUGGUAUGUAUUUUCAUGUACAAUAACUUGCAGGUUUCAGAAGCAAUACUACUCUGCUUCUCAGCGAACUUCAGAGGGUCAGCAUUGCUAGCAGCACAAAUUUGGGAUGUUGACCACGGGAACUUUGAAAGUUUGGUUAUUUUUCAUCCUUUUGAACUUGAUGGAGACUCAAAACGCCUUGUAGGAAUUAUCUCUCAUCCUGGCCAGUUCAAGAUGCAAGCUUGAUUGUGCUGGACCCCAUGGCCAUGCAGGCUGAGCUGCUGCAGCCGGUGUUGCCUUGGCUUCUUGGUACUACACUGGUGGGUUGUCCUCGAAGGAGGGGCUCCAGGCUGUGGCAGCACUGUAAAAUGUUCCAGAAUUUAGAAUCUAAUAAUGUGGGCUUGGAACUUGUAAGUAAAAGGGCUGCUU